Molecule: messenger RNA, 1356 nt
Organism: Kwoniella shivajii
Lineage: Eukaryota; Fungi; Basidiomycota; Tremellomycetes; Tremellales; Cryptococcaceae
Exons: 4
Coding region: 1-1356 (451 amino acids)
Biological process (GO): mitotic sister chromatid cohesion
Cellular component (GO): nucleus; chromatin
Molecular function (GO): protein-lysine-acetyltransferase activity
Source: RefSeq, a predicted model, not a curated record
AUGUCUUCCAAACCUAUAGUACGUCGGACGUACGGUAAACUUCCUCCUCGAACGUCUUCCUCCUCAUCCCUAUUCGAUGAUCGUCCAAAUUCCCCUCCCUCGUUCACUUGCCAAUUUCGAUCAUCUUCCCCACCAAGUUCAUCAAGACUCGAAACUCCACCACCCUCUUCACCCCCAACACCUGCCAAACGACCUUUGAGUCGAGCUUCAUCACCAUUAUUCUUCUCGGCGGACGAAGAAGAAACGGAGAAUGAACCAUCUUCGUGCUCCAAAAUGACAUUGUCUACUACAGGCGGUAAUUCCAAACGUCCAAUAAAAAAAUUGCCACCUAAAAAGCCAAUCCAAUCUUCGUUGAAAGGAUUCUUCAAUCCUCUUCCCCAGAAUCAACGCAAAAAGCCUUUACAACCGGCGGCGACCAUUUCCGUCUCCGCGAUUGUUUCAUCAACGGAUCUCUCCUUUUCAACUUCUGUCAUGGGGUUGAAACCAUCCAAAGCGCCAAGUUCGUCGAAAUCUCUCACUCAAAUGCAUCUGACGCAUUUACCAUUACUUCAUACAUGUACAGGAUGUGGAAUGUCCUUCAUGCGCGGAGGGCAAGAUGAGUCUGUUCACAUAGCGCAUCAUACUAGGGUACUGAGAGGAAUAGUAUGGGAUGGAUCAGGAAAGGGAAAAGGGAAAAGCUCAGAAGCAGGUUGGAGAGUAGUGAAGGACGACAUCGUUUUUGGAGGAGGUAAAGGUAAAGGUAGAGUAGUGAUGGUUGAUGGGAGUUAUGGUGGAAGUAAGCUCGACGAAGUUCUCCCCACAGUAGAUAGAGUUUUAUCAUCUCCACCAUUACCUCAACCAAUCUUAGAAUCCUGUAAAAUAUUUUUGUUUCUCACAUCAUCUCCACCCCCACCACCGUCAAAUACGACCAAGCGGCUGAAGCUCGAUUUGGCAAUAUCGAAAAAAGCUGUUCAACGAGAAAGAGUUGUCGGUGUAGUUGUCGCCCAAGGGAUCAAAUGGGCUAUGAAAGUACUCAAGGAUGGUGAACAGCCCGAUUCUAUAAUCGAAUUAGGAAAUACUGGAGGAAAGAUGGAAGUGGUCGAAAGUGGUGGGCUUGGAAGUGUAACAUGCGAUCCGAAACCACUACCUACACCAUUAGGUAUACAUCGAUUAUACAUCUCACCAUCCUACCGGUCCAACUCGCUGUCGUUACAUCUGUUAAACGCAUCAUGCUCAAAUACAGUUUACGGAUGUUCAUUCGAUCCAUUGCAAGGUGAAGUGGCAUUUUCACAACCAACUGAAAGUGGUCGAGCAGUCAUGGAAAGAUGGGGCAAAGGUCAAAUAAGGGUUUUUGUUGAUGACGAAAGUCAACUGUAA